AUGGGCGACCACAGAGAAGCUGGACAUGGCAACUACGCUCCGGAUGAAACUACUCCGGCUGAUGAGUCUACGUUCCUCCUUCCCAAGGAUGUAGCAGAUGUGAAAAGCAAGAUUCUCAGUACCAACUUCGCCGCAUUGAUGGCCGGGCUGAACGUCGAAUGGGUCGAUCAUAAAGAUGCUGCAUUGGGCCCUCUGAUCCCGUACAUACAACCGAGUUAUGAUGUUGGUCUUCUGCAGGUGUCCAUCAUCUACCUAGUCAACUUUGUGGGUUGGGUUGUCGCCUCUUUCGCCAAUAUUCAUGUCUGUUCUCAUAUAGGCACGGGCGGUACAUUGGUCCUGGGAGCAACCAUUCAGUGUCUCGGCUAUGCCUUGAUGUUCUGGAGUCCGCCUUUCCCCCUCUUCGUGGCAGCAUUCUUCUUCACUGGUUGCGGCGUAGCUUUCCAAGAUGCCCAGAUGAACAUGUUCACUAUAACUGUCAAGGACGCCCAUCGGUGGCUGGGCAUUUUGCAUGCCGUGUAUGGCGUUGGAACCAUCCUCGCUCCAUUGAUCGCCAAUACGAUUGCCUCAAGAAUGCCCGUCUGGCACCAUUACUACCUUGUGACCAUGUUGCUCGGCGUACUAAACAUCACAUCUCUGGUCUGGACCUUCAGAAAGGGGCUCUUCCGUCCGAAUGUGAGCAAUGCGAAGGAGACGGCCGGCAAGGAGCUUCGAGAAACAGUGUCAAACAAGACUGUGUGGAUAUUCAACGGCUUCUUCUUUUUGUACGUUGGCGCGGAGGUGACUGCUGGAGGUUGGCUUGUGCAGUUCCUUGUUUCGGUGAGAAAUGGCGACCCUACCAAAGUAGGAUAUAUUGCGUCCGGCUUCUGGACCGGCUUUACCUUGGGCCGUGUUGCUUUAGCGGAUCUCACACAUCGCUUGGGUGAACGGCGCAUGGUGUUCGUUUAUACCGCGUUGGCUGUGGCGAUGCAGCUAUUGUUCUGGUUGGUGCCAGACAUCACUAUCAAUGCAGUCACAGUGUGUUUCCUGGGUUUCUUUAUCGGUCCUUUCUACCCAGUUGGACUCUAUGUUCUCACCAAGGUCAUCCCAAAAGAACUUCACGUGGGAGCAAUGGGAUUCACUGCCAGUCUUGGACAGGCAGGGUCCGCUGCAUUCCCUUUCCUAACGGGGGCGGUGGCCUCCCAGGCCGGCGUCCAGGUUUUGCAGCCCAUCAUGCUGGGGCUGCUCAUUGGGAUUGCCUUUUUCUGGUGCUUGGUCCCUAGACAGAGGCCAAUCACGCUUUGA
Molecule: messenger RNA, 1281 nt
Organism: Aspergillus piperis CBS 112811
Lineage: Eukaryota; Fungi; Ascomycota; Eurotiomycetes; Eurotiales; Aspergillaceae
Product: putative MFS transporter
Exons: 5
Coding region: 1-1281 (426 amino acids)
Biological process (GO): transmembrane transport
Cellular component (GO): membrane
Molecular function (GO): transmembrane transporter activity
Source: RefSeq, a predicted model, not a curated record